Penicillium griseofulvum is the source of this 456-nucleotide messenger RNA. RefSeq lists its product as uncharacterized. The record is from RefSeq and is a predicted model, not a curated record. The coding region runs from base 1 to 456 and encodes 151 amino acids. Lineage: Eukaryota; Fungi; Ascomycota; Eurotiomycetes; Eurotiales; Aspergillaceae. The transcript has 3 exons.
AUGCUUAGGGAAGAAGCACAAAUGGACAUUCGUUUCAGUAUCACGGUUGGUGCGGCUAACUGGGCACUGCUGGCCGGCUAUCUAGUCAUUCCCGGCACGUUCACUUCAUUGCAGACCUCAAACCAGGUUGAAAAGACGUUACAAACCAACAGCGCCGGCCGUGCAGUUCUACAUAUGAUCCAGAACCCCCCAUUACUCGCUAUUGCGUGCUUGCUUUUUGUUAGUGGAACUGCGGCUCUCAUGUGGCUGAUGCAUUUCCCAAAGCUCAGGGGAAACUACCCCUGGCUGAUCAACAAAGUGUUUGUACCCCUAUGCCUACAUGCUGCUGCCGGGCUGCUGACCACUGUCAUCAAUGUCUCACUUCUUGCGCUUUACAAUUUUUUCAAGCUGGAGCGGAUCAGAAAAGAAGAUGAGGAUAUUCGGCGUUCUCGACCCUGCAUAGCUCCUGAUACGUGA